Molecule: messenger RNA, 426 nt
Organism: Echinococcus granulosus
Lineage: Eukaryota; Metazoa; Platyhelminthes; Cestoda; Cyclophyllidea; Taeniidae
Exons: 4
Coding region: 1-426 (141 amino acids)
Source: RefSeq, a predicted model, not a curated record
AUGGGAGGUGUUAUCUCAUGCAGCUUGAAGUUCGUUCUUCAAAUCUUUAAUACCGUCCUCUGCGUGACCUUCUUGGCCGUAGCACUGCUUGGCAUUCUGCUGAAAUCGUCGAGACCAGUAGUUGAACAGCUACUGGCGAAGAUUUUCGAUGAAUUUAAAGUCGGUGAUGACGACUUGCAUAUUCAUUAUGCUACGGUAUGGAUGACUACGGAGAAACGUGGCAAAACCCUGCCGCCACAACGCUGUAAUGGGAAGUCUGGAGGUUGCACUCUGAAGACAGCUGAAAGCAUUAAGAUGCCGGGAUGUAGAGAUAAGAUUGUACAAUUUACCGCAGAUAAUUUGAAGUUCCUAUUGUAUAUCUCCAUUGUUGCGAUUCUGCUAAAAACCGCUAUCCUCCCGAUUGUGGUGUUUGCGAUUUGCCUGUAG